This is a messenger RNA of Anneissia japonica, 1880 nucleotides long. Its product is annotated as placenta-specific gene 8 protein-like. The record is from RefSeq and is a predicted model, not a curated record. Bases 147 to 512 code for a protein of 121 amino acids. NCBI's taxonomy places the organism in Eukaryota, Metazoa, Echinodermata, Crinoidea, Comatulida, Comatulidae. The transcript has 5 exons.
AACUCUCAUGCAUAUUCAAAGUCAUUGAGCGAUAUCCUGAAGCUGCGUCAGGGUGUGUCGCUUCAGUGUUCGUUAAACUGGGACUAUUACGCCAACUUACUCCGUACGUUCUCUCCAUACACUGUGCUGUAAUUUAAACAUUCAAGAUGACUACCACAGUUGUCACUCACCAACCAGGCAUUAUCGCCCAAAGUCAAGUCGUUGUUCAGGUUACUGAGCGCGACUGGAGCACAAGCUUAUUCGGCUGCUUCGAAGACAUUGGCUCAUGCCUCUGUGGUUGGUUGUGUUACCCAUGUUUCGCUUGCCAGGUAGCAACUAACGCCGGCGAGCAUUGUAUUACACCUUGUUGUGUCCCAGGAGCUAUGAUUGCCCUCAGGCUGAAAGUCAGAGCUCGACUGAAUAUUCAGGGAUCUUUGUGUAACGAUUGCCUUGUUGAUACUUUUUGCGGACCUUGCUCAGCCUGUCAGAUGCAUCGGGAGAUCAACAACUCCUCCAACGGUCACUUGCAGUAAGGCAAUAGCGCCUUCACCAUGCGACUCUGACUGACCAACAUUAUCAUCCUAUUAUAAAUCCUAUACUGUAUUUAAACAUCAACGUAGUUUACUGUUCAAAAUGAAAUAAUUAUAAGAAUUGUUAAACAUAUUUUUAUCGGUACACUAUUUUAACGAAUUUUAAGACUGUAUUACUGUUUUUCGCGGAUUGAUUCAAUCUUGAUAAAGUCUACAUGCUUCCCAUGACGGAGAUGAAUCGUUUACAAUUUUUUGCGUCAAACCCAAUGCCGUAGCCAGGAUUUUCUAACAGUGCGGAAUAAUAUCAGGGUGGGCCCACUUUACGUGUAAAUUCAAAUAUUGUGGGCCCAUUUUAUGCAAAAAUGAAAAAUCUGGACCCAUUCUUCUAGUAACUUUUAACCCAUUUUAGGUUAAAUAUGAGAAAUCUGGACCAAUUUUUCAAAAGGUGGACUCAUUUUAUGCAUAAAAUUGCAUAAUUUGGACCCAUUUUUAAAAGUGUGAACCCAUUAUUUGUGGACCCAUUAGAAAAAUUGUGUGGGACUGUCCCAAACUGUCUCAAUAGUUGGCUACGGCAUUGAUCUAACCUUCUACAUCUAUUGAUUUUGUAAGAAUAUAAUUACCACUGUUUUAGCUAUUCACAUUUAUAUGACUUUCGGAUCUGAGUAGUAUAGGCUAUAUUGAUUGCACUUUCAUAUAACUUUUACACCAGCAGAAAUAUUUCAUAGCAUAGUUCCGUAUCAUAAGGUUUGUCGGUAACCUCGGAUGUUCGGCUAACACGGGUUGUCUUCAAACUUCAAAAGUCCAACUGUUGCUGCUGGUCAUACCAUAGAAUUAUUAAAAGUACUUUACCAACAUCUACAAACACUAAGUGUAAUAGCAGUGGUGACGUUACAGCCGAAAAUAGAUAAGUUUAUAUAUAACAUUUAUAUACUGCUUUCAUUAACCUUAAAGAACAUUCUGAAAAUACCCCGAUUAAUUUUGGUUUCAUUCUGCUCAAUAUAUUGUAGUAUAUUAUUCAAUACUGUAGUGUUCUGGUUUUUGGUAAUCAAGAAAAAAUAGCGACGUAGAGUAGUCGUUUCCAUUUGUAUUUUAAUAUGUUAAAAAUCAAUUAGCAUUUUGGAAAAAUAAUGAAUAUUUAACACUAUUGUUAGUUUUGUGUAUAUAACUGUAGCUCAUGAUCAUGCAUUCAUUGUUUUGUAUUUCUAUUAGAACAUGAAGCUAUAUAAUUACCGUAUAUGAUUAUAGCUUCAUGUUUAGAAGUAGGCCUAGCAUUUUGUGCACCUCUGUGUUCUGACAUGCUGGAAGACAGGUUUUUAAUAGGCAUUGCUUUCUGUGCUUUCUGAUCUUUAAUAAAGCUAUAAAAAUAAAACA